Anisakis simplex (herring worm) is the source of this 1116-nucleotide messenger RNA. The record is from the annotation of a GenBank genome assembly. Lineage: Eukaryota; Metazoa; Nematoda; Chromadorea; Rhabditida; Anisakidae.
AUGUCAGUCGAUGAAAGUCGUGCCUCAACGCCGUCUGUUGAUAUAAGCGACUAUUCCUCAUCACCUGCACCAUCUUCAUCGCAAACACCCAUCACCCAUAUCAAUAGCAGCAUCUCUAAUGGGUACCAUAAUGGAAUCACUGAUUUUUCGACCGUUGCCGAAGGUGCUCGCACGUCUACAUCGAGUCGCUCAAUAGCCUCUCAUAUGCAUUUUAACGAUAAUCGUUUUAUCAAACGCCCUCUGAAUGCAUACAUGAUUUGGACAAAACAAGAGCGUAAAAAGAUCUUAGAAUCGGAUCCGAGUUUAAAAAUGCACGAAGUUAGUCGAAUGAUGGGUGAGAAAUGGAAAGUGAUGACCGAAAAAGAGAAGAAACCUUUCUUCGAGCUAUCAAAGCAGAGUAAACUGGAGCAUAAAAGGGUGCUUCGAGACAAUCCAAAUUUGAUCUAUCAUCCGCAACGCAGAAAGUUUCUGAAAUCGCUCAUUAAAGCUGCUGAAUUGUCGGCAAUGGAAAUGGACGUAACGACGAAUAACAACCACGCAUCGUCAGCAGUUAGCAUCAUGUCAUCGCAGUCGUCUUCUCCGUCAGCAGCAUUUCAGACGACGAUCGUCCGACCGCGAAUCAGUGCGUUUUUGCAUGGCUGUUCGAGUCAGUCUUAUCAACAAGGUGUUACCCAAGCGCAAGUUGUGGCUGCCCCUUCUCCUGGCACGGUUCUUGUGGCACAAGCUUUGGGAGUUCGGACACCUGUGCAUGUACAGACUCCUCAGCAGUUGCAGGGCACACCCAUAUCGUUUACCUUCCAAACAGCACAGCCCCAGUCGGCGGUACUGCAAAAGAAUGUUUUAUAUUCAUCGUCGAUGAAUUCAACCCCAACACAUAGUAAUUUCAACAGUAAUGCACAGCAUGCAACACCUGCAAAUAUGCAUCAGAUGUUGGAUCUUUAUUAUACUUCGCUGUGUCAACCGGCAUUCCCUGAGCCUGGUGAAACAAGUACGAUGGCACCACCGCAGUACUAUCUGGAUCAGUAUCAGCAGUUGCAUUAUCAAGCGAUUGCAGCUGCAAACCAACAGAAUUAUGCUCAUCAAGCACAAAUGACUACUUCACACAGUGCAUAUUAA